This is a messenger RNA of Xiphias gladius (swordfish), 2107 nucleotides long. RefSeq names its product lecithin-cholesterol acyltransferase (gene lcat). The transcript is spliced from 7 exons. Lineage: Eukaryota; Metazoa; Chordata; Actinopteri; Istiophoriformes; Xiphiidae. Gene Ontology annotation, biological process: lipid metabolic process. The coding region runs from base 756 to 2078 and encodes 440 amino acids. Gene Ontology annotation, molecular function: phosphatidylcholine-sterol O-acyltransferase activity. The record is from RefSeq and is a predicted model, not a curated record.
AGCACAAGUUGACCGGAAAGUUCUCGCUGUCCGGACACUCACAACUGAAUUCUGCUGAGUGCGAAGGGAAGUGGAAGCUUUGGCUUUGACGUAAGUUUUCUCAUGAUACUAUUUUACUGCGCAAUGUAAAUGCAACAUUUGUUUUACUGAACUUGAAUGGUACAGUGUAGCCUAGCCUACAUCAUUAAUCUUAAGCGAAUAAUCAUUAUCGAAAUAUAAUACUUAUAACAGCUGGAUAGCCUAUGCAUAUUGAUUUAAAAAAAUGUUAUUAAAAUGUUUGUUGUUUCUCUAUAAAAAAGUUUUUUUUGAGUCAGAACAUUUUUAUUCUCUUUUCAUUGGUCUUUGUCAAUUAUUUACAUUCUGUUGUGUGAAUAAAUACGAGUGAUUUGGAAGAAUCAAUAGGGCAAUGGGUAACCUAUACACUUUUUAUUUGUCCCUGCCUGUAUCUUGCCUGUGUCCGUUUGUCCGCGUGAGCGUGUCGCGUGGGCUGAUGAAUAUUUGAUUUAUCAUUCUCUCUGUAAACCAAGUGUUUCAGAGAUUAAAAGAGGUCAAACAUGCUAAUAUGUUAUUCACGCUUGUUAUCCACUCCUGUUGGCCAGGAGUGAAUAUAGUUUUACAGUAGAUCAGGUGAUAAAGCCUAACCUUUCCAAUGGUCUGUCCCUACGUAUUCUGGCCGGCCAGCCUCUCCCCUCGCCUCCAGCAGCAUUCAAACCGAGACAAAGCGCUGUCCAACUGCACAAGUGGUUGAAAGAAACAUGGGGUCCACUGUACAACUGUGCUCGGUGCUGCUGGUUGUAUUUCUGCUGGGGCUUCAUCACUCCUCAGGUUUCUGGAUCGUCAACAUUGUCUUCCCGCCCAACGCCAAACCCAAAGUACCAAGCAACAGCACUCCACCACUCAUUAUCGUACCAGGGAACUUGGGGAACCGUCUGGAAGCUAAAAUAGACAAGCCCACCCUGGUCCACUGGAUGUGCUACAAGAAAACUGAACACUGGUUCCCCUUGUGGAUUGACCUCAACAUUUUCAUGCCUAUUGGUGUAGACUGCUGGAUUGAUAACAUUAGACUUGUUUACAACCAGACGACUCGGCGGUCAUCCAACUCACCAGGGGUGCAGGUGCGAGUGCCAGGAUUUGGGCAGACCUAUCCCAUUGAGUUUCUUGACUAUAACAAACUGGCUGGUUAUUUUUACACUAUGGUGCAACAUCUGGUCAAUGUUGGCUAUACCCGCAAUGAGACAGUCCGAGGAGCACCGUAUGAUUGGAGAUUAGCUCCUAAUGAGAAUGCAGAGUAUUUCACAAAGCUGCAGGAUCUGGUUGAGGAUAUGUACGAACAGUACCAGCAUCCUGUUUACCUGCUGGGACACAGCAUGGGCUGCCACUACGUCCUCUACUUUCUCAACCACCAGCCUCAGGCCUGGAAGGACAAGUACAUCAAGGGCUUCAUUUCCCUGGGAGCUCCAUGGGGGGGUGCUGUUAAACCACUUAGAGUCCUGGCAUCGGGUGAAAAUGAUGGCAUUCCGAUGAUUUCCAACAUCAAGAUCCGUGAGGAGCAGAGGAUGACAACAACUAAUCCUUGGAUGCUGCCAUCUGAGGAAGCCUGGCCAAAGGAUCACGUGUUCAUCUCCACACCGACCUUUAACUACACCAACCAGGACUACCAGCGCUUCUUCAGAGACAUCGGUUUUGAGGACGGCUGGUACAUGUGGGAGGAUACCAGGAACCUCACUGGUGAUCUCCACCCACCUGGUGUUGAGGUGUGGUGUAUGUAUGGCGUGGGGCUUCCCACUCCUAUAACCUACAUUUACGACGAGGAGUUUCCCAAUGUGGACCCAGUGGAUUUUGUUUACGCCGAUGGGGACGACACAGUGGACAGCUUUAGCAUGAGUCUUUGCAAACGUUGGAUGGGGCAGCAGGAGAAGCCUGUCCAUGUUACAGAAUACCGAGGUCUGACCCACCUUGAUAUAGUGUUCCAUGAGAAGGUGCUCAACCAAAUCCAGCAUAUCCUGGAGGGCAAAUCGGAUACACCUCAAGAGGUUGAUGUCAGAUCAGGAGCUAAAUCACAAAAAAACAGCGUUUAAGAGGUUAAAAACAAAAUAAAAUUGGAAUG